Molecule: messenger RNA, 3537 nt
Organism: Lampris incognitus (smalleye Pacific opah)
Lineage: Eukaryota; Metazoa; Chordata; Actinopteri; Lampriformes; Lampridae
Product: adenylate cyclase type 8
Exons: 20
Coding region: 1-3537 (1178 amino acids)
Biological process (GO): adenylate cyclase-activating G protein-coupled receptor signaling pathway; intracellular signal transduction; cAMP biosynthetic process
Cellular component (GO): plasma membrane
Molecular function (GO): adenylate cyclase activity
Source: RefSeq, a predicted model, not a curated record
AUGGAGUUGUGCGGGCCCACCUAUCUGACCACACCUCUGUCUCCCGGGCUGCGUCGCAAGAAGAUGAUGUGGCAGAAUGCGGCCAAACACAUCAUUAUUCAGCGGGAGCUAAGUGCCCAGAUUGGUGUGGAGCCAGCACGCAAGAUAUUUGUGACAGACGCCUACAUUGAGGAGAUCAACAGACAGAUCCGCAACAAAGCUUCACGGGGGGUCACUAAACGGCGCUCAUCGGCAGUUCGCAUCCACCCGACCCACGAGCGGGGAUCCACCAGCACACACGGCAGUCUUGGGGCUACUUUGAACGACUAUGCCAGUGAUGCUGACUUCUUUGUGCGCUGGGGCCACACUCUGUGCGGUGUCUACAUACCCACUUUGAGACACACCUUCAAGUCCCGUGAUCUGGAGAAACUCUACCAGCAACACUCGUCUCACCAACGACGCACCUCAUUAGCUGUCACCAACGUCAUUGACGCAGUGGCCAAGCUACACAUACUAGUCCUGUACCUGGCACUGGCCCCAGAGGCUGUCACAGACACACUGCGUGGCUGGAUGACUGGCUUUUUCAUGGCAUUGGCUAUAGCGCUGUGCAUCCUGGUGUUAACGUGCAGAGACUCCCUGUCUCCAAGCUGGCUUCGCUACGCUGGCCUGGCAAGCUGGCUGUCUCAAACUACGCAGGUGCUUGGUCGGCUGGUAUAUGGGCUGGAGAAAGACCCAUCAUGGUACGUGCUGUUCACGUUAUUUGCCACCUACACGCUGCUGCCGUUGCCCCUGCUCUGGGCCAUGUGCGCUGGCUCCCUCACCUCAGUGCUGUACCUUCUGGUGGAGAUGGUGCGGUGCUACAAUGACGCUGUGCUUCUGAGAAAGGUAUUUGCCAAAGGCCUGCUGUUCCUGUGUAUGAACACGGCAGGCUUGUUCAUUCACUACCUGACAGACCGUGCCCAGAGACAGGCUUUCCUGGAGACACGGCGCUGCAUCGAGGGACGCCUCAAACUGGAGCAGGAGAACCAGAGACAGGAGCGUCUGGUGUUGUCCAUCCUCCCUCGAUUUGUUGCCUUGGAGAUGAUUGCAGACAUGAGCGUCUUGGAGGAUGAGCUCAGUCCCCAAGAGUUUCACAAGAUCUACAUUCACCAGUAUAGUGAUGUCAGUAUCCUUUUUGCUGAUAUAAAGGGUUUCACCCUGCUGUCAAUGAACCUUUCAGCCCAGGAACUGGUGCGAACCCUUAAUGAGCUUUUUGGACGCUUUGACCACCUGGCAGAGGAGCACCAUUGUAUGCGGAUAAAGAUACUGGGAGACUGCUACUACUGUGUUUCUGGGGUUCCCGAACCCCAGCGUGCACAUGCCCGCUGUUGUGUUGAGAUGGGCCUGGCUAUGAUCAGCACCAUACGGCAUGUGCGAAAGCAGCUCAACUACGAGAUGAACAUGCGGAUAGGGAUCCACUCGGGCUCUGUCCUGUGUGGGGUGCUGGGACUACAGAAGUGGCAGUUUGACGUCUGGUCCUGGGAUGUGGGUAUCGCCAACAUGCUGGAAGCAGGAGGCAUCCCAGGACGGAUCCACAUCUCCAGGGCAACUCUGGACUGCUUAGGGGGCAUCUACCAGACGGAGGAUGGUCACGGCCGUGACAGAAAUGAGUUUCUACGGAAAUACAACAUUGACACUUUCCUCAUCUGCCCCCAGGAAGACGGGAUGGCCAUUGACCAAACUCAGCCUCCCAAAACCCACAAAAACAGCCACAGGUGGAAUCCAGAGCUCCCCUUUGGGAAUAUCAUCGAUAUGAACUGCAUCCUGGCCUCUUUUACCAAUGGCUCACUACCACAGCUACCCAACGCACGGCAGUCCGUCACCAAAGAGAUUAACAAGCGUAUUGAGCACGCUAUUAAGGUCCGCAGCGGCGAGCGCAUGCAUAAAGAGCACAUCACCCCCAUGGCCUUGGUUUUUAAGGACACACACAUUGAAGGCAAGUUCUCCCAGAUGAGAGAUGAAAUGUUCAACUCCAACCUGGUGUGCUCCUUCAUCAUGCUCGUCUUCCUAAUGGCUGCCCAGGCUCUGAUCCCUGCCCCCAGACAAUACCCGGCUGUGAUCCAGUUCUCGAUCUUUCUGCUUGCCUACAUGCUGCUGCUCCUGCUGGCCCUGGCGGAGGAGUUCAAGCUGGCUCCUCCAGCAUUGCAGCACUUCUGCUGCUGGAUCCACGAAAACAACAGUGCUCGCAAUCUCCUCACCCUUACAGCCAUCACCAUCAACUUUAGCUCGGCCUCUGCCGACAUGGUCUGGUGCAUUAUAAGGGACACAGACAAAGGCAUGCCCGAAGUGAUGGACAAAGAAAGCACAGCCUCACCAAACCAAUGGCCUCUCACUGUCUGCACUUACCCAGAGUUCUUUGUGUUAAGCGGGGUGAUUGCCAUGGUGACCUGCGCAGUCUUCCUGCGUCUGAGCUCCUUACUGAAGCUUGCGGUGCUGCUGCUGACAGUGGCUGUCUAUUCCUACCUCAUCCACCUGGCCUUCCAUGCAUUCAGUCAAGAUGUGCCAUACAGGUCUCACUAUCUCCGGAGGAAAGGAAUCUCCAUCCUUCUCAUGCUUAUGUUCCUUGUGGCUGUGUUCUACAACGGAAGACAGUGGGAGGCCACGGCCAGGCUGGACUUCCUGUGGCGUCUGAAGGCCCAACAAGAAGUGGAGGACAUGAGGGAGCUGCGAGAACACAACGAGUGUCUGUUGCACAACAUCUUACCCGGGCAUGUGGCACGACACUUCCUGGAAAGAAGCAAAAAUGAUGAGGAGCUUUACUCCCAGUCCUACGAUGAAGUGGGAGUUAUGUUUGCCUCCAUAGCUGGAUUCAAUGAGUACUACGAGCAGAAGGAGAUCAAACAUGAAGGAGUUGACUGCCUCCGGCUGCUAAAUGAAAUCAUUGCUGGCUUUGAUGAGUUGCUUGAGGAAUCAUACUUUCAAUACGUGGAGAAGAUCAAGACCAUCGGCAGCUGCUACAUGGCAGCCUCUGGGCUGGCACCAGACAAGCAGAGGUGUAUGGAUCAAUGGAAUCAUCUGAGCGAGCUGGUUCUCUUUGCCUUGGCCAUGCAGGAGACCUUGAAAGAGAUUAACAGGCAUUCAUCCAAAAACUUUCAGCUUCGUGUUGGCAUUGCCCAUGGCCCCGUGAUUGCAGGAGUGAUUGGUGCUACCAAGCCGCAGUACGACAUCUGGGGGACCACAGUGAACUUGGCCAGUCGCAUGGACAGCACAGGUGUUAGCGGGCGUAUCCAGGUGCCUGAGGCCACACGCAAGAUCUUAGCAGAGUGGGGCUUUAUCCUGGAGCUACGUGGUGAAAUCUUUGUAAAAGGGGUGAGCGAGCGCCAGGGGAAGGUCCGCACCUAUUUCAUCAGCACCAUGCGGAGAAAGAGAGACAACGUUGGGACGGGGGGCCACUUGGAGUCUCGAGCCGGAGGUCGCACCACGCUAGCUGCUGUGGUGUACAGUCUGGUGCAGGCCAGACACAAGGAUAAGAUGAGAGAGUCCAACGGAGGAUUCAGUUGCUCCCAAGGGCCACUUUAG